GUCGUCGAGUCUCCUCAGUCUCCUGACCGAGCCGCGGAGGAGAAUGGAGGGCAUGAUUAGCUCAGGAGAUGGGGGACAGCAGCUCACUGACUGAUUUCCUGGAUGCUAUGUGAGGAUUGUGGCUGUGUUCAGUCGCUGCUGAGACUCUGAAGAGGACUAUUAUAUUGGAGGACCGUUUCUAAACACGCCGCUGACGCCUGAGGCUUCAGAACUUCCUGAUUUCUCCAAGCGAUGGCUGACUCGGAUACUUCAUCACCACCAUCUGAGCCCCCGCUGCACUGCCCCCGCACACCACUCUCGCUCUCCUUCCCCUUCCUGAGAGAGGGCAGUCGCGUCUGGGAAAAGAAACCUCCACAGCCUGGAGAGCCACCUAGUCCACUGCCUACCAAGCGUAACCGCACUUACUCAGCUACGGUUAGGGCCAGGUCUGGACCGGUUUUCAAGGGGGUCUGCAAGAACUUCUCCAGGUCCCAGGGCCAUGGCUUCAUCCGCCCUGCCCAUGGAGGAGAGGACAUAUUUGUUCACAUCUCAGACGUUGAGGGUGAAUAUGUGCCAAUGGAGGGGGAUGAGGUGACCUACAAAGUGUGCCCUGUGCCUCCGAAGAACCUGAAGGUCCAGGCUGUGGAGGUGGUCAUCACCAACCUUACACCCGGUACGAAGCACGAGACCUGGUCCGGACAAGUGAUCAGCUCCUAGCUCAUCCUUUAAACCCUGACAGAAUGAAGAACAGACGUUUGGACGGGAAGGGUUCUGACACAAGAGAGGGAGAACGCUAGCAUAUGGAACAAUAGAUAGCUAAAGGGAGUAAAUUAAUAUGUAAAAGGGGGCUAAUGAGGACAAACUGGAUGCAGGAGCUUGAAAUGGCAUUAUGUGUAAGUAGGUUAUGGAUGGAAUGGGAAUUAGGGUUACGUAACUUCUGUUUCUGUAGCUUGGCAAAUGUGGUGAAGGAACAAGCGUCAGUGGGAGGUCUCCUUUGGAACGAACUGGACUCUUGGCAAGGUCAACUGAUCUGUGAAUUGGCAGCAGCAACAAUUUAAACAAAAGGUUUCCUCUGGGUAGCAUUGACUCUGUCUGUGUUGUCAUUUUAUUUAUUUGUGUAUUUAUUUUUAUUUCAGGGAACUGAGAUUUUGUUUUUUUAGGGGCACUUAAACCUAGAGUGAGGUCAUCUUAGAGAGUGGCUCUUUCAUUACAUGUUUUACUGUUAAACAGAACUUUAAGGAUCACUUAGAUAAAUAGUGCUAGUUAUUAUAAUAAAUAAUAAUUUUAGAAUUUUGCUUAAACUAAAUUCUGAUAAUUUGUUGGUGCAAAGCACUUCAACAUUCGUUUUGUCACACCUUGUCCUCACACGUUUAACAGAUAAUGUGCAUUAAGAAACAUUACCCCACAUUUGACUUGACUCUUGUGUUGAUCAUUGUGACCGUGUUUGUUUGAUCAUUACAUGAAAGGUUCUUUUUAAAUAAAUUCUUUCAUGAUGUAACAUU
Messenger RNA from Astyanax mexicanus (Mexican tetra), 1481 nucleotides. RefSeq names its product cold shock domain containing C2, RNA binding a (gene csdc2a). NCBI's taxonomy places the organism in Eukaryota, Metazoa, Chordata, Actinopteri, Characiformes, Acestrorhamphidae. The record is from RefSeq and is a predicted model, not a curated record. Gene Ontology annotation, cellular component: cytoplasm. Bases 232 to 696 code for a protein of 154 amino acids. Gene Ontology annotation, molecular function: mRNA 3'-UTR binding. Gene Ontology annotation, biological process: regulation of mRNA stability. The transcript is spliced from 4 exons.